This is a messenger RNA of Nannizzia gypsea CBS 118893, 555 nucleotides long. RefSeq lists its product as hypothetical. The record is from RefSeq and is a predicted model, not a curated record. The transcript has a single exon. NCBI's taxonomy places the organism in Eukaryota, Fungi, Ascomycota, Eurotiomycetes, Onygenales, Arthrodermataceae. Bases 1 to 555 code for a protein of 184 amino acids.
AUGAACAAAGCGAAGAACCUCAGGCCAUUCGAAUGGAACCUAGGGUUGAAGAAACUAAGUGUCAAAGCUCGCUGUUUCGCGGUCAAGUAUGCGGCCGGUAACAUCGAGUCCCCGUUCACCAAGAGAUGCCGAUUGACAAAGCCUAUCCUCAGCCCUAUGUUCGACUAUAAAUUCAAACAGAGAGAGAAAGACAUUAUAUGGAAGUCCGUCUCCCUCGGCAGUCCGGCAGACACCCCAGCAGUUGGCCGUUCCUUGUACGCUCGAAUGUUUCGGUCUGCCUACUACGAAGCCUUAAAGAAGCAUGGCUACGACGAAGACGGCAGAAGGCUUGUCCUCGAUGCGGAAGGGAAUGUUGUUGGAAAACGGAAGCCGGGCCUAUCAUGCACAAUUCAAGUGAUCUUGAAUUCACCUAUAAAAACAGUCAAACAAGAGGAUCUCGUCAUGGAAACCGAGCGGCUGGUCCAGGAGCUUGAGAGACAGCAAAAGAAGCCAUGCCCGGCCGGAAACGGGAACCAGAGACAGAAGCCCCGGAAGACACAAAAGCCGACAGGAUAG